Boleophthalmus pectinirostris (great blue-spotted mudskipper) is the source of this 459-nucleotide messenger RNA. Its product is annotated as cornifelin-like. The transcript is spliced from 4 exons. The coding region runs from base 1 to 459 and encodes 152 amino acids. Lineage: Eukaryota; Metazoa; Chordata; Actinopteri; Gobiiformes; Gobiidae. The record is from RefSeq and is a predicted model, not a curated record.
AUGACUCUGUGUCUGGACACUGUGAGGCUCCUCCAGGCUCGUGUCCAAUCAGAGCGCGGCGUUCCUCUGCACAGGAUGAAGCGCUCGGUCACAGUCCAGCCUCAGUCUGAGGUUUUCAUGAGAGACGCGUCGGAGUGGUCCACAGGACUGUGCCACUGCUGCAGGGACUGUAAAGACUGUUGCAGGUCUUUCUGCUGCUUUCCGUGCCUCUCGUGUCAAACUGCAAAUCGUCAUGGAGCGUGUCUCUGUCUCCCCCUGCUGGACAUGUGCGGCUUCAUCCACCCCAUCGCCAUGACGCUCCGGGCCACCACCAGGGAGCGCUACAGCAUCCGGGGCUCGUUCUGUGUGGACUGCCUCCUGUCCACCUGCUGCUGUCCCUGCGUUUACUGUCAGGUUCACAGGGAGCUCCAGCACCGCCAGUUACCCAGCAUGCUCGGCGACAUCGUGCAGAGGAAGUGA